CGGCAAGCCUGUCUUUCCGGUUCCUGCGCUUCCCGGUCCUCAGGCUCUGCCCCUCACACCCACGUUUCGGGGUCGCUUCCUAAGUUAAAAUCCCUGAACCCGUUCGUCUUUCUCGCUGUGAGUUCGUCCCUUUCGGUUUUCGCGGCGUCGCCAUAAAAGUCGUGAGUCCUGCGGCUCCGUGCGGUCCGGGAGUCGUUCCUCGUGAGUCCUGCGGCUCCGUGCGGUCCGGGAGUCGUUUCCCGUUCAAAUCGCUCUGAGGCAGCUGCCGGCCCAGCCUUUCUGCCUUCGGUCCGCGUAGACACCGCCGCCCGCCCCGUCGUUUUCUUGCUCAGAACGUUUCUCUGACGCCCGACUCCCCUCCCCCCGCCCAACCGCGUGGUCCAGUCCUCACUCAGGAGAAUAAUCUAACCUGGGAAUCUCAGAAGAACAGUAAAAAAACGUGGAAUGGCUCUUUCCAAGGGACGGUUGACCUUCAGGGAUGUGGCCAUAGAAUUCUCUCAGGAGGAGUGGGAAUGCCUGGACCCUACUCAGAGGGCCUUGUACAGGGAUGUGAUGUUGGAGAACUACAGGAACCUGCUCUCCCUGGGUGAGGAUAACUUCCCUUCUGAAGUUGGAAGCCUUUCUGCUGGAUUUGAAAUAAAGGAAUUAUCAGCAAGAGAAGACAUUAAGAAAGGAGAAUUAUACCAUCUAGUGGUAUUGGAAAGCAAUGAAAGCCAUGACAUCAAGGAUUUCGACCUCAAGGAAGACUGGGAAAAUAUGCAUGAGCAUCAGAAUGAAUUGAGAUAUGAUGCAAGAAAUUACAAAGGAGUGCCCUUGACUCAUAACAAAAAUCUGACUUGUAGGAUAGAUCGGCAACAUAACAGAUCCUCAGUUAGUUUUCCACAAAGGCCGAGUGUUUCUGUAAGAAAUAAUAUAUAUCAGUAUUUGAUGCAUGAUGAGACAUUUAUACAGAGUUUGUUAAAACUGAAAAAUAAUGUAAGCGAUGCUGGAAACAAGUAUAUAAAUUCUUUGAAAAAUAGAACUGGAUUAAGUUUGCAGGCACAUCUGGCUAAAAUGCAGAGAUUUCAAACUGAGGAGAAAAUUUAUGAAUGCAGUCAAGUUGAGAAGUCUGUCAGCCAUGGUUCCUCAGUUUCACCACUUCAGAGAAUUUCUCCUAGUGUCAAAAACAUUUGUGAUAAAUAUAGGGAAGUUCUUAAAUAUUGUUUGUUACCUACACAAUAUGGGAGAACACCCAGUAGAGAAAAAUCUUACAAAUGUAAUGAAUAUGGGAAGGCUUUUAGCAAAAUCUCAAACCUCAUGAAUCAUGAGAGAAUUCCUUCUGGACAGAGACCUUACAAAUGUAAUGAGUGUGGCAAAGCUUUUCAUCAGUGCUCAAACUUUAGUAGACAUCCGAGAGUCCGUACAGGAGAGAAACCAUAUAAAUGUGAUGUAGGUGGCAAGGUCUUUCAUCAAAAGUCAAACCUUGCCAGUCAUCAGAGAAUGGAUACUGGAGAGAAACUUUACAAAGGUAAUGAAUGCAGCAAAGCCUUUGCUGAACACUCAGGCCUUACUCAGCAUAAAAGAAUCCAUGCUGGAGAGAAACCUUAUGAAUGUAAUCAGUGUGAGAAAUCUUUUACCAGAUUUGCAAGCCUUAGAAGACAUCAGAAAAUCCAUAGUGGAGAGAAACCUUAUGAAUGUAAUCAGUGUGAGAAAUCUUUUACCGGAUUUGCAAGCCUUAGAAGACAUCAGAAAAUCCAUAGUGGAGAGAAACCUUACAAAUGUAAUGAGUGUGGCAAAGCCUUUAUGGAGGGUUCAUCUCUUACUCGACAUCAGAAAAUCCAUACUGGAGAGAAACCUUACCAGUGUAAUGAGUGUGGCAAGUUCUUUAGUCAAAAGUCAAACCUUGCAAUUCAUCGGUUAAUUCACACUGGUGAGAAACGUUACAAAUGUGAUGAAUGUGGCAAAGCCUUUGCUGGGCAUUCAAGCCUUACGUGGCAUAAGAGAAUCCAUACUGGAGGAAAACCUUACAAAUGUAAUGAGUGUGGGAAAGGCUUUUCGGAAGGUUCGUAUCUUACUCGACAUAGCAAAAUCCACACUGGAGAGAAACCUUACAAAUGUAAUGAGUGUGGCAAAGCCUUUACACAGCGUUCGUAUCUUACUCGACAUAGGAAAAUCCAUACUGGAGAGAAACCUUACAAAUGUAAUGAAUGUGGCAAAGGCUUUAUUCAUAAGUCAAACCUUGCAGUUCAUCAGAGAAUUCAUACUGGUGAGAAACCUUACAAAUGUAAUAAAUGUGGAAAAUCUUUUACUCGAUUUGCACGUGUUACACAACAUCAGAAAAUCCAUACUCGAGAGAAGCCUUACAGAUGUAAUGAAUGUGGCAGAGCUUUUGCUCAGUGUUCAAGCUUUACUAGGCAUCAGAAAAUACACACUACAGAAAAGUCUUACAAAUGUAAUGAGUGUGGGAAGGUUUUUAGCAAAAACUCAAACCUCAUGAAUCAUGAGAGAAUUCAUUCUGGACAGAGACCUUACAAAUGUAAUGAGUGUGGCAAAGCUUUUAAUCAGUGCUCGAACUUUACUAGACAUCAGAGAGUCCAUACAGGAGAGAAACCAUAUAAAUGUAAGGUAUGUGGCAAGGUUUGUAGUCAAAAUUCAAACCUUGCAAGUCAUCAGAGAAUGCAUACUGGAGAGAAACCUUACAAAUGCAGUGAAUGUGGCAAAGCUUUUAAUCAGUCUUCAAAACUUAUUCAACAUCAGAGAAUUCAUACUGGUGAGAAACCUUACAAAUGCGAUGAAUGUGGCAAAGCCUUUGCUGAGCGUUCAAGCCUUACGCAGCAUAAGAGAAUCCAUACUGGAGAGAAACCUUACGUGUGUAUUGAGUGUGGCAAAGCUUUUAAGCAGUGUUCACACCUCACUAGACAUCAGAAUAUACAUCCUGGAGAGAAACCACACAAAUGUAAUGUGUGCGGCAAGGCUUUUAUCCAAAGCUCAAGCCUUAUGGAACAUCAGAGAAUUCAUACAGGAGAAAAACGUUACAAAUGUAAUAAAUGUGAUAAGGCUUUUAUCAAACAUUCACACCUUUGGUGUCAUGAGAGAACUCAUACUGGAGAGAAACCUUACAAAUGUAAUGAGUGUGGCAAAGCCUUUACAGCACGUUCCAAUCUUACUCAACACCAGAAAAUUCAUACUGGAGAGAAACCUUACAAAUGUAGUGAGUGUGGCAAAGCCUUUAAUCAGUGCUCAAACCUUACUAGACAUCAGAGAGUCCAUACAGGAGAGAAACCAUAUAAAUGUAAUGUAUGUGGCAAGGUCUGUAGUCAAAAUUCAAACCUUGCAAGUCAUCAGAGAAGGCAUACUGGAGAGAAACUUUACAAAUGUCAUGAGUGUGGCAAAGCCUUUAUGGAGCAUUCAAAUCUUACUCAACAUAAGAAAGUCCAUACUGGAGAGAAACCUUACAAGUGUAACCAGUGUGGCAAGGCCUUUACCGAUAAUUCAAAUCUUACUCAACAUAAGAAAAUCCAUACUGGAGAGAAACCUUACAAAUGUAAUGAGUGUGGCAAAGCUUUUAUCCAAUUUGCAAAACUUACAAGCCAUGAGAAAAUACAUACUAAAAAGAAACAUUAUAAAUCUAAUAUAUGUGGCUAUGCUUUUAUUCAAAGCUCAAGCUUUGGGGAUCAUCAGAAUUUAUAGUAGAAAGAAACCUUACAAAUACAAUGAUUGACACAAAACUUACGCAAGUGUUCAAGCCUUACUCAACAUCAGAGACUCCAUCAUGGAGAGGAACCAUGUAAAAGUAAUGGGCGUGUCAAAGCCAGUAACCAGGGCUCAUACCUCACUUGAUAUCAGAAUAUACAUCUUUGAGAGAAACCACACAACUGUAAUAUAUGACAAGACUUAUCCAAAGUUUAAGCCUUGUGGAACAUAGCAGAAUUCUUAUUAGAAACCUUACGAAUGUAAGUUUCAUCAGCUUUAUCAAAAAUGUACACCUUUGUGGUUAUGAAAGAAUUCAUAUAAGAUGGAAACCAUACAUAUAUCUCAAGGUCUUUAAACAAUGACCUCAGUAUACACCAAGGAAUUCAUACUGGACAGAAAUAGGACAAAUGUAAGGAAGGUGAUAGAUUGUUUAACCACUCCUGUCAAUGGAAUACAUGUAAGAAAAUUCAUACUAGAGGGAACUAUUAUUUUAAUAUUAACCAACCUCAGAUGUUAAUUUCCACAGUGAAUUAAAAAUUAAAAUUAUUUAAAACUCAUAUGAUGUGUGUCCAUGGAGCAGGGUCAUCUGUGGAAAGGUCUAAUUACUUUCAGUUUAUAAAAUCUUAAGUUAUUUGAGGUUUUUUGAAAAGACUACAUUAUUGAUGACUUACAACCUGUAGUUUGAAAUCUGUUGAUGUUAUACUUUGAUACAUGCUUUUCAUUUGUCACCAUGAUGGUCUCAGGGAAGGGAUUGGUAAGAUGAAAGGACCUACUUCUUUAGGUGGGGUUUAUGGAACUUGGAAAAACUAGAACACUAAUUUUAAAGUACAGUAUGGUAUAAAUUUGAGAGCAUGGGGAGUGGCAGAGAAUAGAUGUAAAACUAUUAUCUAAAUUAACGUGUUCUGUGGUCACAGCCCCUUCUAUGUAUUUGUCGGUAUGACGGGGCCUCUGUUGAUGGUUGUAGGAAAGGAUUGCUGUACUAGAUAAUCAUGAAACAGAAGGGCAAGACUUUGAGAAAAUGACGUUUUCCCAUGAAUAGAAUGAUGGGUUACUAAGGAUGGCAUAUGUGGUAGAAAGAAUGGAGGGGGAAGGAUGGUCUCCUCUUUUUAAAGGUUAUAUGCAUUGUAUAUGAUAAAUGAAUGAAAAUUAGUCUUAUUUUGAAACUGAAAAGACAAAGUUAUAGAGGACAGUUGAAUGAAAAGAACCAUAGUGACAGUGCUUUUGAAGGAUACAAAUUUGGCCACUGAAAUUGCAUUUUUAUACCAUUUUAUAUAGAAUGUAUCAUACUUCUCAUGUCUCAGUAAGUAAAGUGUAGUCUUUUUUUUUUUUGUAGUCCUGAAUGAAUCAUGUGCCUUCAUCAACCCAAGCAUAUUCUGCCUCAUUGGGGCACUUCAUAACGAACCCUAAUGAUACAUCAUUUGGCUUUCUAGGUUAAAUGGCAUCUGUAACAAUUUCAUCCCUUCGUAGAUUCAAACAAAUUACAAUUUUGGAAAU
Diceros bicornis minor is the source of this 5166-nucleotide messenger RNA. RefSeq names its product zinc finger protein 677-like. Lineage: Eukaryota; Metazoa; Chordata; Mammalia; Perissodactyla; Rhinocerotidae. Gene Ontology annotation, molecular function: RNA polymerase II cis-regulatory region sequence-specific DNA binding; DNA-binding transcription repressor activity, RNA polymerase II-specific. Bases 445 to 3669 code for a protein of 1074 amino acids. The record is from RefSeq and is a predicted model, not a curated record. The transcript has 5 exons. Gene Ontology annotation, biological process: negative regulation of transcription by RNA polymerase II.